UGGAUUGUGUUUUAAAUUUUUAGUAAAAUGUCAAUAAAAUCUUGACCUUGAAAUAGCAACAAGCGUUCUAUUGAUCCGUAUUACAGUCAAUUACGUCACUGAUAACGUACCAGGCAGCGAUUACACCAUCUACAAUAAAUGAUACGAAACAUUAUAUCCAAAAUGCCGUUCAAGAGUAUUAAAGCACGUCAGAUCUUCGAUUCUCGCGGUAACCCAACCGUCGAAGUUGACUUGGUCACCGAUUUGGGUCUAUUUCGUGCGGCCGUCCCAUCGGGGGCUUCAACCGGUGUUCAUGAAGCUUUGGAGCUGCGUGACAACGUUAAGGGUGACUGGCACGGCAAGGGUGUUCUGAAAGCAGUGGAGAACAUCAACAAGACCAUCGCACCAGCCGUGCUAAACUCGGGUCUCUGUGUUACUCAACAGAAAGAGAUUGAUGAGCUCAUGUUGAAGCUGGACGGAACAGAGAACAAGUCGAAGCUGGGCGCUAACGCCAUCCUCGGUGUUUCUCUAGCCAUCUGCAAGGCCGGUGCCGCAAAGAAGGGCAUUCCACUAUACAAACAUAUUGCUGAGCUUUCUGGUAAUGGAAACAUCAUUCUGCCGGUGCCGGCUUUCAAUGUCAUCAACGGCGGUAGCCACGCCGGUAAUAAGCUUGCUAUGCAAGAAUUUAUGAUUCUUCCGACUGGAGCUUCGUCGUUCACCGAAGCCAUGAAGAUUGGCACUGAGGUGUACCACCACUUGAAGAGUGUUAUCAAGGCUAAGUUCGGUCUGGAUGCCACCGCUGUUGGUGAUGAGGGUGGCUUUGCUCCCAACAUUCUUGAAAAUAAGGAAGCCCUGAACUUGAUCCAGGAUGCUAUUGCAAAGGCUGGUUACACUGGCAAAGUCGAAAUCGGUAUGGAUGUUGCUGCUUCGGAGUUCCACAAGGACGGCAAGUACGAUCUGGACUUCAAAAACCCCAACUCGGACAAGAGCGCAUGGCUGUCUCCGGAUUCGUUGGAGGAAAUGUACCAAGGAUUCAUCAAAGGUUUCCCUAUUGUCAGCAUUGAAGAUCCCUUCGAUCAAGACCACUGGGAUGCCUGGGCAAAGAUUACUGCUAAUACAAGUAUUCAGAUUGUUGGUGACGAUUUGACAGUAACUAAUCCGAAGCGUAUUGCUACCGCUGUUGAGAAAAAGGCUUGCAACUGCUUGUUGCUAAAGGUCAACCAGAUUGGCUCUGUAACCGAAUCCAUCAACGCCCACUUGCUGGCCAAGAAAAACGGCUGGGGUACCAUGGUAUCGCAUCGUUCCGGUGAAACCGAGGAUACUUUUAUUGCCGAUCUAGUCGUUGGCUUGAGCACUGGACAAAUUAAGACUGGUGCUCCAUGCCGAUCGGAGCGACUCGCUAAGUACAACCAGAUUUUACGCAUUGAAGAGGAACUUGGAGCUGACGCCAAGUUCGCCGGAAAGAAUUUCCGUCAUCCACAGUAAAUUAUCUUUAGCUUAGUAUUUACUAUACGCGCGUAGUUUAUAUUGUCUGUCACUCUCUCACACUCAUCAAAUGAGAAGUACUAAAAUCUGCCACACAAAAUAAGAUCUAAAAUGUAAGCAUUAGUAAUGUGUGUUCUAACAAUGCCCAUAAGACUUCAAAUGGGCUAAGCGAUUGGCUUUUUAUGAUUUACAAAAUCGUUAGUUUAAAUACCUACCUACCUUAACCGUAAACAUAUUCAGAACCCGUACAAGCGUACCAUCAGGAGGAUUUUUACCAACAUUUAAUAAAGUGAUUGUUACUGUUAAAAUCAAUGAAGUCUUACAAAAGUAAAAAUGAAGUACAUGAUUAUUCAUAAUAAAUACACGACAUACACAACAGAAUAACUGUCUUCUGCGUA
This is a messenger RNA of Sabethes cyaneus, 1862 nucleotides long. It is a transcript of the gene Eno, whose product is annotated as enolase. The record is from RefSeq and is a predicted model, not a curated record. NCBI's taxonomy places the organism in Eukaryota, Metazoa, Arthropoda, Insecta, Diptera, Culicidae. Gene Ontology annotation, biological process: glycolytic process. Gene Ontology annotation, molecular function: magnesium ion binding; phosphopyruvate hydratase activity. The transcript has 3 exons. The coding region runs from base 139 to 1464 and encodes 441 amino acids. Gene Ontology annotation, cellular component: phosphopyruvate hydratase complex.